This is a messenger RNA of Bufo gargarizans (Asiatic toad), 724 nucleotides long. Its product is annotated as THUMP domain-containing protein 1-like. NCBI's taxonomy places the organism in Eukaryota, Metazoa, Chordata, Amphibia, Anura, Bufonidae. The record is from RefSeq and is a predicted model, not a curated record. Gene Ontology annotation, biological process: tRNA modification. The coding region runs from base 136 to 531 and encodes 131 amino acids. Gene Ontology annotation, molecular function: RNA binding. The transcript is spliced from 4 exons.
AAUGUAUUCCUCUAUUUACAGGAGGAAGAAGAUGAAGAAGGGGAAUCUGCUCAAGCUGCUCCAGAGAAAAGAAUCCGGACUGAAAAUGAUUUGCGCAGAUUUCAGCCACAAGAUAUCGGGCCCACUAAUAUUCUCAUGAGGACUUCUAAUGUAGAGCCUGAGAAGUUGGUCCACCACAUUCUAAAUGAUCUGUACACCACAAAGCAGAAGAAGAAGACGCAGUCCCUCCUUCGUAUGUUACCCGUCAGCGGUACUUGUAAUGCCAACCCAGAGGGUCUCAGGAAAUAUGCAGAGACCUUCUUCCAGCCUUGGUUUAAAGCCCCCAAACAAGCAAACUUUCAGAUUAUAUAUAAAGCGAGAUCUAGCCAUAGUCGGAACAGGACCGCGGUUUUCGAUGAGGUGACAGCGUGCAUCAUUCUCCAGGCAUCUACCAAUCCCAGUGAAGAAAUCGCUGACUUAAUCCUGUUCAGAGACAACCUAGUCAGCGCAGACAGACCAGACGAGGAGUCCAAGCUGUACUUCACAGGCUGAAGUCAAGGGAUAGGCUCAAGCGGAUAACCCAGACUACACCAUUGCAGGGGAGGUCCUCUGGGAUGUCUGCUGCCUGGGGGGGUGAAGGACUACGACCUGCUCAAGCAAUAUAACCUGCAGGAGGUGACAGAGUGCUGGGGAGGAAAUAAACACCACAACAAGUCUAGAAGGACCGGGCAGUGGGCUCUAAUGC